CUAUUUUUCUUUAUUUCAUUAAAAAUAAAUCAUUAUAUAUCUAUAAAUUUAUUAUUUAAAAAAAUAAAAGGAAAAAUCCGUAGGCCUUUUUUCGUAUCUGCAGCGUGGACUUUCAGAUCCUCUUCCCCACAGCUGAGAGAGAAACACUAAGAGAGAGAGAGAGGAAGAAGGAUUUCUACUUCUGCAACUCUUUUGUGCUUCUGAAAAGCCCUACGAUGGACGGUUUGGGUUUGCUCUUGUGAACGCUAAUUCCUGCUCCCCAAGGCUCUCUUUCAACUUCAAGCUUCUUUUCAUCCAUGGCCGAAAACGACGUUGCUUCGCCUUCCUUCCUGGCGACGUCAAUGGCUUCUUCUUCCUCUCCUCCACCCCCUGUCCCUCCUUCUUCUCGGCCGACGAUUACUCUCCCUCCCCGCUCUUCCAUGGAGACCCUCUUCACCGGCGGGCUCGGCGCCAGCCCCGGUCCCAUGACCCUGGUCUCCUCUUUCUUCGCCGACAACGACCCCGACUCCGACUGCCGCUCUUUUUCCCAGCUCCUCGCCGGAGCCAUGGCGUCGCCGCCGGCCCAGAAGCCGCCCCCUCUUCCGCCGCCCUAUUCGGCGCAGGGUUCUUCCAAGGAGAAGAAGUCGUCGGGCGAUGAUGCCGACGCUGAUUUCCGGUUCAAGCAGAACCGGCCUACCGGUUUGAUGAUUUCUCAGCCGCCGGUGUUCACGGUCCCGCCUGGAUUGAGCCCCGCCACCCUGCUUGAUUCGCCAGCUUUGUUUUCCGGUGGUCAGGGUCCCUUUGGAAUGUCUCAUCAGCAGGCGCUGGCACAAGUUACAGCUCAAGCUGCACAGGCGAACUAUAUGCAUGUUCAAGCUGACUACACAUCUUCACUGUCCACUGCACCUUCUACAUCAAUGAUGCAAGUUUUGUCAUUUGCUUCUAGUACAACUACACAUCAGCAGAUGCCGUCCAUAGCAUCUGAUCCAACAUCUGAGAUGAAAGAGUUAUCAGAAUUUUCUCAAUCUGAUCAAAAAUCCCAACCUACUUCCUUUACUGUUGAUAAGCCAGCCAAUGAUGGUUACAACUGGCGGAAAUAUGGGCAGAAGCAGGUGAAGGGGAGUGAGUAUCCUCGUAGUUAUUACAAAUGCACACAUCCAAAUUGCCCUGUGAAGAAAAAGGUUGAGCGUUCUCUUGAUGGCCAAAUAACUGAAAUUAUCUACAAGGGCCAACAUAACCAUCAGCCACCUCAGACCAACAAACGUUUAAAAGAUACUAGAAAUGUAAAUGGACAUUCAAAUUAUCAGGCAAGUUCUGAAUUGGUUUCACAGGUUCAGACUAAGAAUUUGAACAAAUCAAAAGAAGAUGUAGCUGCUGCUUCUUCAGUGUCUAAGAUGGAUCAGGAAUUCAGUCAAGCUACACCUGAACAGUUAUCUGGAUCUAGUGACAAUGAGGAAGUGGCUGACAAUGAAACAAGAGUAGAAGAAAGGGAUGAAGAUGAACCUGAUUCCAAGAGACGCAACAUGGAGGGCAGAGUUUCAGAGCCAGCUUGUUCUCAUAGGACAGUCACUGAACCUAGGAUAAUUGUGCAGACAACCAGUGAAGUUGAUCUUUUGGAUGAUGGUUAUAGGUGGCGCAAGUAUGGGCAAAAAGUUGUCAAAGGAAAUCCCUAUCCAAGGAGUUACUAUAAAUGCACAACCCCAGGGUGCAAUGUCCGUAAGCAUGUCGAAAGGGCUGCAACAGAUCAUAAAGCCGUCAUAACAACUUAUGAGGGCAAACAUAAUCAUGAUGUACCAAUGGCUAAAAAUAGCAGCCACAACACAGCCAACAGUAAUGCAUCACGGCUAAGACCCCCCAGUUUGGUACCUGACAAGAAUGCCUUGAUUGAUAAGAAGGCAGAUAUUUGGAGCAAUGGUCAACAACCCCUAGCACUUGCACAAUUAAAGGAAGAGCAACCAAUAUAGUUCUCAGAUUUUCUGGCAACUAAAGAAGCAUGAGGGCAUCCAAAGAGAGCAACAAAAACCCAUAUUAGAAUUCAGGCACUGCUGUAAGUUAUCUUUGCCUCACACUGGAGGACAUAGUUUUCAUCAACCCUAUUUGUUUAAAACAAUAAGGAAAGAACGCCCAGUGCAUAGGGCGCCUACACCUUGCUGGGGGUUUUGGGGUGUGGAUGAUGUAUAAUAGAAGGAAAAAAGAGGAAGGAGACUCGGACACAGGUCAGUUGAGCCCUAAGGGCUCCUGGAUGGAACACACUCGCAAGGAUUGAACUUCGAUUGUUGUUUAUCAAGUGGUGGGGCUAAUUGAAUUGAAUUAACAUAUACACAUAUAUAGCAUUCGUCCAUACGUGGGAAUAUAAUGUUUUGUGUUGGCUUUUGCUGAAUUUGGAGAUGAUAUCUGAUUUUCAUUUUUUCCUUCUAUUCAUAUACCUUGAGAGCUGUUUGUUUCUGCUUUGUUUAGGCAGGCAUCCAGCCAGUUAUGCAGAGAUCACUUUGGGCUUUAGCAGUUUGAGCUGGUGGUGCAACAUCCUGGUUCAGUCUCCAGUAAGCCCCAUGCCAGUCUCAAUGGUUAGAUGAUGUGACUACCACGACAAGCUUGCCAUAACAAGUCCAAGAGGGCAUUUGAGCUUUGGUCUCCCCCCUCUCCAAUGGCUUCCAAAUUUGCCGUGAACAGGUGAAGGUUCCAUGUCAAGACUCAGGAAUACAAAUAUAGAAGGAAUAAGCUUAGGUUAAAAAAAAAAAAAAAACAGUGAACACUCUUCAACUAUAUCACAUAAAUGGGUGUUCUGAUGUGGCAUUUCUAGGCCUUUGAUUGUAGCUUGUGUAAUAUAUGCCACUUGUAAAGCUAUUUAAGGUUGUAUAUGUUCUUUGGAAUUGGAUUUUUAAAAGGGCUAAUAAAUAUGAUUUUAGAAUCA
This is a messenger RNA of Malania oleifera, 2890 nucleotides long. Its product is annotated as probable WRKY transcription factor 4. The transcript has 4 exons. The record is from RefSeq and is a predicted model, not a curated record. Gene Ontology annotation, molecular function: sequence-specific DNA binding; DNA-binding transcription factor activity. NCBI's taxonomy places the organism in Eukaryota, Viridiplantae, Streptophyta, Magnoliopsida, Santalales, Ximeniaceae. The coding region runs from base 297 to 1943 and encodes 548 amino acids. Gene Ontology annotation, biological process: regulation of DNA-templated transcription.